Messenger RNA from Cotesia congregata, 255 nucleotides. The record is from the annotation of a GenBank genome assembly. NCBI's taxonomy places the organism in Eukaryota, Metazoa, Arthropoda, Insecta, Hymenoptera, Braconidae.
UUAGACAAAACAAUGUUGCUGAUGGAGCGCAUACCAGACCAAGUAGGAUAUUUAGUCCUCACUCAAGACGGAGCAGUACUUGCGACCCCAAAGCAGUAUCAUCAACUGACACGUUCAAUAAAAUAUCAAUAACAUAUCCUAACCACUGCUACAUAAUUUGUUUGUCAAAUAAAAAAAUUCACGUGAUUAAAAAAAAAUUGCGCUUAUCAGAAAGUCAAUCAGCGACAAUUGAAACUCAAAAUCUCAUCGAUAUGU